Scylla paramamosain (green mud crab) is the source of this 10002-nucleotide messenger RNA. RefSeq lists its product as uncharacterized. The coding region runs from base 490 to 7845 and encodes 2451 amino acids. The transcript is spliced from 3 exons. The record is from RefSeq and is a predicted model, not a curated record. NCBI's taxonomy places the organism in Eukaryota, Metazoa, Arthropoda, Malacostraca, Decapoda, Portunidae.
GGGAGGGAGGGUAAAUUUACGGAAUCACGCGCGUCUUACUGGAUAACGGGAAAGUUGUUUGAUUUUUCUGGCAGGUAAUUUCUAUUUAACUCCUAUUUGUCAUCACGAUUGUUUAUUAGUUGAGUACCUUAUCAAACCUAACCUAACAACCACGCAUUAUUCCUCAUCCCCUACGCUCAUAAAAAAGUAAAUGUCAUUAAUGACGUGUUUUAUAAUAACAUUCAGUUACUAAAAAAAAAAAAAAAAUCGUCUGCCAGUGUGACACGGGUAAUUCAGUAUUAAUACCCAAUUCAGUAUCAAUUCCCAUGUGUGUGUGUGUGUGUGUGUGUGUGAUAGAGAUAAAAAGAGAGGCUAUCCGGCGAGGUGGCAAGGUGGCCUGGUGAUGCCUCGGUACCAAGUCGUGUCAGGCGCUCUUAGUGGUUAUGAGAGUCAAUAUCGUGGUUGUCUUGAGUGAUACCAUCAAUAAAUCUGAAAACAUAAGAAGUCAUAAUGGACCACAGUUAUGUGAGCCGUCAGCAUCCACCUGUGGAUAAGGAGUCCUCUAGCGCCAUACCAAGAUCUCCUGUAGGCCGCCGGACUGGACGGUCUCGCAGUGUUUCAGAAUCUGGCCAUGGACCAGUUUCUUCUCAAGAUGUGCCAAUGAGACUGUCAACAUUGGCUACUCCUGCACGUAUCUCAAGCAAUUCUCAACAUGACUCCCAAACAAGAUCAGAGCGGCCAAGGAAGUCAAGAUACUCAAGUGGAAAGAGUCAGAGUAGUGGCCGUGUUGCUCGGGAAGGAAGGUCAUCUUAUGCAGAGAGUGGACAGGGAAGACUGCACAUGUAUAAAGCAGGAUCAUUAGGUUCAGAUGAUGAGGAUGGAAGUCCUCCAGAACCUAAGAGAUCCAAAGUAAAUCCUCUCCCAGAUAUUAUGCAUGACUGGGAGAUCAUCGUUAAAUCCCUCAAGGCCAAUGAACGAAGAGAAAAGUUGGAAGUUACUAAAGCCUCUAGUUCUUCUUCAGAAAAAAUUCAUAGUGUAUCAGACUCCUCUGGUUAUGAACAAAAAAUCACAGAUGAAAGUAUUGUUGCAGUUCGUAAAUUAGAUUUUACAAAUGCACAGAAAACUCAGGAAUUGGAUGGACAAAAAUCUGGAAGCAGAAAUACAGAAGCUGACAGUGACAAAGAAAACACUAAGUUGAGUGAGAGUGUUGAUACAGAAUCAAGAGAUGAUCAAGGCUCAUCAGUUCCUAAUGAAAAUGUAGAGUCAGUACAUUUAGAAAAUGGUGAACAGAAUGUAGAGACCUCAGGAGCCUGUAGUGUUGAAGAAUCCUCUGUGAACAGUAUUGGAAAAGAAGAUUUGAAUACAAGUGUGAUAAAUGUACCUGGGAGUAGUGAGAACCAGAGUGGUGAUCCUGAUAAAAAUAAGACUGAAAAACUCAAUGUUAAUGCAUCACAUGUGGAUGUUUCAGACAAAAGACAUUCAGGAAAUAAAUAUGAUGAAAUAUCAGACAAAAAUACAGGCUCACUUGCUGCAAGGAAGGCUCAGGAUAGAUGUGAAAAAAUUAAAGACAAAGAAACAAAGGAUUCCAGUAGUUUAGGAUACAGUAAGAAAACCACAGAUAUUCCAAAAAGAGAGGCUCCUAGAUAUACCAGUGUUGAUGCUCUCGACAGAUCUACAGUCUCUGUGAGCAAGCAGCAAUUUGCUAAAGAUAGUACUCUUCCCAAAACCUUUGAAAAAACAAAUGAUGUUUGCAGUUCAGAUACAUUAGCAGACAUAAAUGAAAGAGAGAGUCCUGUUCGGGCAUUUGGAAGAAAAUAUGUGUUAUCUAAAGGAAAAGAUGAAGUUUUCUUAGAUGAAGGGCUAACUAGCAAUAAUAAUGAAGAUAAUAUUGUUUCUGGUCUUUCGGAAUGUACAAGCAAAAAGAGGUCUUUUAUGAUAAGAAAAGGAUUCUCUAGUUUUGUUGAAUGUUGUGAUGAGCAACCGAAAGAGUUACUAAAUCCAGUAUCUAUCAGGAGUAAGUUUGACACUGGAUUUAAGGGACAAAAGAAAUCAUAUCAGGAGGAAAGAUGCAAGUCAGACUACAAAAUGAAGGAUUGUAAAGUUGUUUUAGAAAGAGAUUGUGAAUCUGCAGGUAGUGCAAAUAUUAAGAAAGAUAAAGACUCACUGAAGGGUAGUGGAAUUAGCUCUGUGCUAUGUAGUAAGGAAAGUUCAGGAGUGGAUGUGGCAAGACUAAGACAGAGCAUCUCCUCAGAAAAUGUCCUUGUAGGAAAAGCUCAGGGAAAAACUGUCAUUUCAAAGUUAGAGUUUCAAGAUCUUUUUGGAUCAGUAGAGGAGGAGAAAGUUGCUGCUUAUGACUUUGAGGGCUUCUAUAAAAGUUCAUUUGAAAAUAUGUGGGAAAGUGGUGAUGAAGAAGUUGAAGCAUUUGAAGGUUUUGCUUCAGAUGAUGCUGCAUUGAAUUUAGAACAUUUAUCAAAGCCUGCUUACAGCUAUCAAAUCACAAGUUCAGAAAGUUGUAUUGAGUUGGAUAGUGGAAAAGUUUUAAGAAAAGGGAAGGUCAGAUUUGAUGCCAAAAAAGUUUGCCAUGAAUGUCAGCUAAUAUUUGAGACAAAGCAAGAAAGGCGGCAACAUUGCCAUGUUGGUCACAAAAGGGUAUAUGAGUGUAUGUUUGAUGAGGGAAGCUGUGGAAAGAGCAUUGGUGCUGUACAAUAUCAUGCUCAUUUGUGGGACCGACAUGACUAUCUUAUUAAACGGAUUAUUGAGGAUCUGACUGGUGAUGUUGCAUCUUGUACGUUGGUUGGUUCAGCAUCAGAUACUGCUGGUCCCUGUCGAGUUUGUCUCUGUAUGCUUACACAACCAGCCCGGCAGCUCCAUGAACUCUUGGUGCAUGGCCUGAUGUCCAGCAUGCUGACCCUGGGCUCCAGCUCCCCACAGGCUAGUGUGUGGUGGACUGGAAGAGGUUUAGCCUGGACUUGCCACCAGUGUUCUGCUUCUAAUUCCUCAGUUCAAAAUCCAAAGUACCUCUUGUUGUUGUGUGCUCCACAUGCAUUCCCUAAGCUAUUGGCAAACCACUUGGUUAAUGUACACCUUAUGAGUGAUACUCUGUUACACGGUUGGUGGUUAGUGUUACGUCUACUACUUUCAUUGCCACAGGUUCACCGUGUGUCCCUAGCAUCCAUUCUUGCUCUAGGCUUGCAAAAUGAUUUAUCUUCAACCUGUUGCCUUAUGUGUAAACGUUCACUUGCUUUUAUGGUGAGUCCUCAGUUGGAAGAAUCGAGGGGAUUAUGUGCAUGGUGUUUGGAUAUGGCAAAGGAUAGCUUAGCAUGUUGGUUCUUAUGUGGGUAUCCUUAUCCAAGUUCUGAGUCACAGCUUACAUCUCAUCUUUUGUCAAAUCAUGCUAGCCAGCUUUCUGGAGGUUGGUGUGUUCUAUGUGGUCAGUGGGUGAAAUGUCUCCUUUCUCAUGAUUUAAGCCAUACUUAUGUUGAAAAGAGUAUUUCACAUUUCUACUGUACUUUUUGUUCAGAAAGUCUGGCAGGUCAGAAUGUACUAUCAUGGGCAAUCCACUCCUGGUCUGCUCAUGUUUACCCCUGUCCCUUCCCUACUUGUGUCACCUACCACAUGACUGCUGAUGGAGAGGGACAAGUCAAACCAUUUAAGACAGUGUUGCCCACCUCCAUACAUUUAGCAGCUCACAUCAAUGCUUAUCAUCUUUCAACUGAGAAAAACUUGCGGCUGGAUGAACUUGCUAUGCUCCUCCAGUGGGUGAGAGGUGGCCGCGGAGGAAUGUUGAUGGCAGCAGAUGCACAUUAUUUGAAUGCAGUGUGGUAUGAUCAUAUUGGGGAAAUAUUCACUCUAGUUCGUAAUCCACCCAAUUUACAUCUCUCUAUGACUGUAAAAGUUUGGUGUACAUGUGCUCUCUGUGGAUGCUCAACAUUCCUAGUGCUUCGCUACAGAGAUUGCAGUCCAUCUCCUAUUUGUCCAGAGUGUCGUUAUGGUCUCAGACGCUGCCAGAUUGGACCACCAUGGAAAUGCCCCUCCAAGACUUGUGAUUUUAUCAUUCCCCAAGCUGCUGGUCUUUAUGUUCACCUGAUGGAAUCCCCCAAGCAUAGACAUACCAUUAAGCCUAACUUCAAGUAUCUGACAUUGCCCAGUCGUUGUUCCAAAUGUGAUUCAACAGAAACAUUUCGAGACCGAUUGUCACUAUUCUGUCACCAUCUUCUUUCUCACACACUUGCAUGUCUUGUUUGCCCAUUUCAUGCUAUCACAGCUACAUCCCUACAACAUCACCGAAACACUUGUCAUGAUUUGAGAUCCUGGGACACAGUAUGGACAAGUCUUACCAACAAGCACCAGGUUAGAGAAAAGUACAAAGGAUCAAAUGUUGAAUCUGCUAAACAAGAAAGCUGUUUGAUGCUUGUAGGUAUGAACUCUGCUGGAGGUGUGAUAGCUCAGUGUGAUCCAUUCAUAAAUACUGCUCCCUUAAUACAAGCUGCCCAGGAAAGUGUUGAAAUUGGACAGAGGCAGCAGAUGGGAAAAAUAGCUGUUGAGGAAUGUCUGGAAAGUGAAGAUGAAAGUAAUGCUGGGUGGUGUGAGUCUUUAUGUACUGUAUCCAUGUCCCCCCAUAAAUUGACUCCACCUACAAGUGAUACCACUCAAAAUACUGAAAAAAUGAAAAAUACUAGAAAAGACAGAAUUCAGUCUGAGCAAUCCACUUUUAUCACCAAAGCUCAAAGUGUAUCUGAAAGUACAGUGAAGUCUUUGAAAAGUGAAGUUGGUAGCACUUUGGCCUCUGCUGCUGAACCUGCAGUUGAAAAAAGAAAAGAUGAACUUGUGGAACCUCAGAAAGAAUAUGAGGAAGAAGAUGACAGUGGGAGUGAACCACCUUUACAAAUUGAUACAGCUGCUGCAUCUCCUAAUUCUGUACGUGAGUCUGGUCCUCCUAGCCCAGGAUCUCCUGUGUCAUGCCCUAGUACUCCUCAGGCAAGGCCUGCCCCUGCACAAACUCAAAGCAGACUUUCAACUUUAAAUACCAGUGAAGAAGGAGUAAUUCCUUCAAAGACUAAAAUGUCAGAAGCUUUAAGUUCCAACAGUACAGAGAAAAAGGAAUCAGGCAAACAAGAGAAAUCAGAUCAGUCACAAGUUGAGGGUGGAAUGUUAACAUUUGGAUUAGUUGAUGCUUUGAACAAUGUUGUGGCACAAACUUUUCGUACUAUGACAGAAGUUUUAACUGAACAGUUGCAGCAGAAGGAUGAAGGGAAAAAUAAACCUAGUGGAAAAAAUUCUGCAGAUUCAACUGAAGCUGUUUCCCAGGACACUGAUACCUCACAGUCAAAACCCACUGUAGAAAAAAAUGGUAGGAGAGGAGAACCAAAGCCUGUUCCAAAGGGUCUUGGAGAAAAUGCAGACAUUGAUAUAACAUCUAUGGGAGAGAAUAUUUUGCAAGAUCUUUCUGACAAGUUUACAGGCCAGUGUGUUGGGUGUGGCGUCAGUGUUCUUUUGCCACGUCUUUUGCUGCAUUUGAAUGAAGUUCAUUCUGAGUCCCUUAUUACAUGUACAUGUGGAGCUUUUCAGGGAAGUCUCUACGCAUUCCUUGUUCACUCUUUCCAUCUGUCUCACUUGCCAAGUGAGGCUCGUCCUUUAAUGUUGUCCACACCAGAUGGUAGCCAGAAAACUAUGAUAGUUUUAGAAGCAAGAUCAUCCUCACUCACCUAUACAUAUCCAUGUUUCAAGUGUGGCAAAAGAUUCAAGCAGGAGAAAUCUAGACAGCUUCACUAUAACCUCUGCAAAUUGGAAAAAAAAUUUGAAUGUGAAGUUUGUGGUGAGAAGUUUGUGCGUGACCACCACCUAGUGAAGCACAAGGAAUGGAAACAUAACCCUCAGACCUGCCCUCAUUGUGGAAAAGGUUUCACUUCUGAAGUCUCUUUAACUCAACAUGUUCUGCACAUACAUAAAAAGUUAUUGGCCCACAAGUGUGAACAGUGUGGAGACAGAUUCAGCACUCGGUCUAGACUUAAAGUGCAUUCACGCAUCCACACUGGAGAGCGUCCACAUAGCUGCCAACACUGUAUACAGGCUUUUGUAUCAAAAAAUUUAUUAGCCAAACAUGUGGCCUCAGACCAUCCAGGCCGAACAUCAAAUUACCAAUCAGAUUCAAGUGAAGACCUUAGCCGUUACAAAAGCCGUAAGCACAGAACAUCUUUAGAAAAAUCAGCAAAGAAGAAAGGCAGCCAGGAAAGUGAUUCUGAUUCAGAUGCUUCAGAAAUAGAUGGUCCAACCACGCAAGACAGUAAAACAUCAAAACCAGCUGAUGAUGACAAAGUAGCAGAGCAAGAAUUCCAAACAAGACUUGUUAUGUUAGCUAUGACAGAGUCUGACUUAGAAACUUCAGAAUCUGAAUCAGAAACCAUAGCUUCUCAGCAUGGGAAACAGGUUGGUAAGCAAAAGAAUGUAGUUGAAAGGAAGUCUGAAAGUCCAAGGGAAGAGUAUCAUAAUUACAUGUUUGAUCUUUCAAAUAAUGAGGAUCAAAAAAAGAAAAGAAUAACAGAUUGUUCCAGUAGUGUUGUUGGAGCCAUUGGAGGAUCUGUGACUGAGAAUUCUGCUUCCCUGGCUGUGCGGGAGGACAUGCUACAGAUAGUGGAGAGAGCAGUGGGUCUCCGAUGUGGGCCAUGCCAUCAAACUUGGAGUGACCCUGCAGGAAAACUUCUACACAUGUAUCUAGUUCAUCCACAACUUGUCCUAAACCUUGGACUCACAGAGUGCGCUUUUUGUAAUUUCUCCUUCUCCACAGCUGAUGACAUCAAUGACCACCACCUGGCUCUCCAUCAGCGGGCAAUGCUGCCAGAUGGAACUUUUCGCUGUUUGUGUGGUCUUGUAUUCCGUGAGGAUGGGGCUUACUAUUUCCACCUUUAUUAUGCCCACAAGGCCCAGCGGGCCCUUAAUGUUGGUGGAGAGAUCGUCUGCCGGGUGUGUGAGACCCGUCCGCGUCUCAACAAGAUUGUUGACCUGGUGGUUCACUUAAGUGACACACAUACCAUGUUUGAUCAUGUAAGAGUAAAUGAUGCUUACAUGUGCAACUUUUGUUACAAAGCAUUUGAGUCAUGGACUGUAUUAAGUUUACAUUUCUUUAUGGUACAUAAAGCUACCAAAAGUCAGACCCAUAGUUAUGACUGCCCUUAUUGUGAAGGAGCUUCACCUUGGCACUCCCUGGAGGCAUUGCAGUAUCACUUGGAUAAUGUUCAUCCCUCUCACCAACGUGUACAUAAAGUGCCAGAAAACUCAUGUAGUAUUUACAUGCCAGCCUCACGUGCUGCUCUCACCCCAGCUUCUGCAUCAAGGAAUAAAAGAAAGAAGCCUGUAAACAACAGUGGUGCUAAAUCUCCCCCAAAGAAACGUAAGAGAGCACCAAAGAAGAAAGUCUAUGAGGGUGCAAGCAUGGAAGCAGAUGAAACUCUGUACUGUAUUUGUCAGUGUCCCUAUGAUGAGGUAUCGGACAUGAUAGGCUGUGACAAUCCCUCGUGCCGAUACCAGUGGUUUCAUUUUGAGUGUGUUGGGAUAAUGGCUGCACCAGAAGGUAAUUGGUAUUGUCCAGAGUGUACCACCACUCUCAAGGUGGCAGAGAAGCAGCAGAGAUCACAAAAACAACAGCCCCAUGCUGAUCUCUAUGAAUAUUAUAGUAAUUUUGAAACAGACUCACAGGCUCAGCCUCAAUCUCAACCUGAGACUCCGGCUAAACCACCCAGUCAGCGACAGCAUUCUUCCUCUUCUUCUUCCUCAUCUUCCUCUUCUUCCUCUUCUUCAAGUGAUUCUUCCUCUUCUUCUUCUAGUAGUGAUUCAAGUAGUGACAAUGAAAAUAAUGACAACAAUGACUGAGAAAUGUACUGAAUAUUGGAACUGUAUAGCUCAACUUGAUAGACUGUUCUUUGUCAUGUUCAGUACAAUACAUACUUGUAAAAAAAGAAAAGUUGUCUAAGGUUGUUAAUUACUUUUCUUAGUCUGGUAUUUUCUUACUGAAAUAGUCUGUUUUCAUUGUAGAUGGAUAUUCAGUUUUUGGUUAUGUUUUGCCAUAAUAAUUGCUCUUUGUAGUGUAGAAUUUUCAUUGAGUUACUACUAUGAUGGUAGAAGUUUUAGACUGCAGUACCGUACCUGAAAACUAAAACUGGUUAAAAGCACUGCUAGAUGGUAGCCUAAAUUCAUUACCUUCAACGAAGAUGUGCACUGGUGACACUAAGUGUCAUAUACUACUUGCCUUGGCUAUGAAUGAAGCUUUAUUGAUUCCAUUAUGUUUUGGGAUUGGAUUAUGAAUGGAUUAACCCUAUAGUUCAUAGGAAACAGUCCAAAUAAAGUACAUUGAAUGUUGUGUUAGCUUCUGCAAUUGUAUGUUUUUUUUUUUUUUCAUGUAAUAUUAGGAAAGUUUAGGUGCCAAAAUGUAUCAAAAUUUACAUAACUACUAGUUUAAUACAGUUUUCAUGACACUGAAAACCUGUACCUUUGUGAUAGUGUUAUUUUAUAUAACAAUUUUUUGUUGUGUUUGCAGACCUUCAAUAUUUUAGAUGUUUGACAUUUUAUAACUGUGUCAUGAAACUCAGGAAGCAGUUUUAGGCAGCAACCUUUGCUUUGUUUUAUUCUUUUUAAAAGCAAAUUUCUACUGUGGAUAUUUUGUAAUUUUUUUCCUUUUCAAAGCUGGAGGACUCUAAUGUUUUUUUUAUAUUAUUAUUAUUAUUAUUAUUAUUAUUAUUAUUAUUAUUAUUAUUAUUAUUAUUAUUAUUAUUAUUAUUAUUAUUAUUAUUAUUGGUUUUGAUAAUGAUAAUAGUAGGUAAUAACAAUUGUAAAAUUUGCCUCUGGCAUAAAACAAAUUUUUUGAUCUUGGUCUUCAUAUAAUUCUUUAGCUGAAGCACUGUAAAAUGAGUGAAGAGAAAACAUAGAUUCUGUACCUUUGUAUACCUGUUAAUGGAUAAUAUGAUUGUAAAUAGUCUGGCUUAUGUACAAAAUGUAUUAGUAAAUCUGAUGUAGCAAAAUGUUUUAUCAAAUGCGUUUGUUUGCCUCUUUUGAAAGGGACAUCACCGAGCAUUGUAGAACACAACAAAAAAUAUAUGAUCAGUAACCAAGUAGAAAAAUGCUGAUGUUGAUACGAGUGAGGCACGGUACUGUCAACAAUAAAUUGUGCUGUUAGCCUUAAUUGAGAAACAUUGACUAGGCAGAUCCAAAGUUACAUGUGUUACAUCCGGUGUUUGUCAGCUUUACUUUUGGUGUGGGCGGUACAUUCACAGACUCUGCACACAUUUUGGUACCAUCGUAUAAACUGCAUAAAUGUAUAAUUUUUCCUUACAUUAAGGAACACUAAAAUGUUGGUUUCAUGUUGUUUCAGGUUUGACAUAUAACUACAAAUUUGCAUUUAGUGUAUUUUUCCUUUUUAUUCAAGUUAAUAAAUAUAAAUGUUUUUGAAAAUGUGUGUGCAGUAUUUUCUGUUACGAAAAUAUGAAAACUGUAAAAAAUGACCAGAUCAUUUUAUGAAUGACAGUCAAACUUGCCUCAAGUCAUUGAGCCUUUACAGUUAAAUGUGUUUUGACAUUAUUUUUACCAAUAUUACUGAUCUCAGGGACAUAAGAAUAAGUAAAGUUACCUGUUUGUACUACCUACCAGUAUAUGUGGCUGUAUGUUAUGAGUGUAGAUCAUUGCAUUGUUCAGCUUGGUAGUUGUAUAUAUUUUUUGAUUGAUGUAUCUCUUAUUGAUGAUUUCAUUCUCAUUAUAUUAAGUUUGAAUUAUUUAGUGAUUAUCAAAACAAAACUUCAUUGUUUGCAAGUUUAAAUAAUUUAGUUAUCAAAACAAGACUUCAUUGUCUGCAAGUUUAAAUUAUUUAGUUUUUAUCGAAACAAAACUUCAUUGUCUGCUUAAAAUCCCUGCAUGCUCUUUUAGUGUUUUAAACUGUGACAAUACACACAUCCAAGAGAUUGAUCAGCUACUUCACUGGCAUCAUUCUGCUGAUGUUUCAUAGUUUGUGGAAAUGAACUUGGAAACACCACCUGAGAA